GUAUCAAAAUGUGUCUUAUUCAUUCAUUGAAAUUAAAUUGUGAUCGUGUGGUGUGCUAAAGUUUGGCGUACAAUGAGUGAACAGUGAUUCGGGAUAUAUUUUUCAUGGGUUCAGUUCAAGCUCGAGGACUUCAAGUGCGAAAUCGCGACGCCCGAUGGCCCGACCAAACUCUCGGAGAUCAUGUGCGCUCGAGAAUGCAAAAACCAAACGGCUGCCGCGGGCUGCUGCUAUUUGCAAACACUCUCUUCUGUCACAGAGAUGUGAACAUCGAGCAGGAGCUAUGAGUUGGAAUGUGACAGACUCGGUGGACCAGUGGGAUUUAUUAGGCACUAAUGAGUCCCUCGAGUCCAACUGGAGCACCAAAGUGUACCAGAUGAGACCAGCGGCUGCCUGGUGGGACGCGGGCCGCGUCCAAAUUCCACUCUACAGCCUGAUCUUCUUGUUGGCCGUCGUGGGCAAUGUGUUGGUUAUUCUGACGUUGGUGCAGAACCAGCGGAUGCGAACCAUCACCAACGUCUUCUUGCUCAACCUGGCCGUGUCCGACCUGCUGCUCGGUGUGUUCUGCAUGCCCUUCACCUUGAUAGGCGCACUGCUCCGGGACUUCGUUUUUGGCGAACUCUUGUGCAAACUCAUCCCCUACUCUCAAGCCGUUUCCGUGUCUGUUUCCGUGUGGACGCUGGUGGCGAUUUCGGUGGAGAGAUACUACGCCAUCUGCCACCCGCUGAGGUCUCGCCGCUGGCAAACUCUUUCGCACGCCUACCGCCUCAUCGCAGCCGUAUGGGUAGGCAGCCUGCUGCUCAUGACGCCGGUCGCCACCCUUUCCGAACUUCAACCCACCAGUCAAGGACACCACAAGUGUCGGGAAAAGUGGCCUCAUCUGGAUUACGAGCGAGCGUACAACUUGCUGCUAGACGCGGCGCUGCUCGUCGUGCCCCUCGUCGCGCUCACUGCAACUUAUGUCUUGAUUUCGCGCACCCUUUGGCGUGGCAUGAAAGCCGAGGCAAGAUACUCGAACAAAGAUGGGAACCACGAGGUGUAUGUGGGUCUCAAUGGAUCGGCGCUGACCAGGCGGCAGAGUUCUUUGCGCGGCAGUACAAGGAACCGACCACGCGCCCUUCAGCAGGAUUCAUCGAACGGCAACAGCAUGUUGCGGCGGACCAACGCCGAAAAAAGUCUGAUGAGCAAAAAACGCGUCAUCCAAAUGCUGUUCGUGGUGGUGCUCGAGUUUUUCCUGUGCUGGACGCCGCUCUACGUCAUCAACACGAUCGCCCUGUUCGACAACAUGGCAGUCUACUCGGGCCUCGGCUACACCGGCAUCAGCUUCUUCCAACUGUUGGCGUACAGCUCGAGCUGCUGCAACCCCAUCACCUACUGCUUCAUGAACGCCAGCUUCCGCAAGUCGUUCCUGAACGUCUUCGGGUGCCGCCGAGGCUCCUCUUCCGAGAGCAGACUGAACGCCAGCGGCGGAAGUCCGUCGGAGCCCCGCCGCAACGCCAGCAUCCGCCAACGGCAGGGGGUGCUCCUGUGUUCGUGGAUGGAGGCGGCCGAGUCCAACAAGCGCCGCGACACGCAACGUCUGGAUCCGGACGACAACCGAAACGGCAGCAGCUCGUCCCAUGGUGACGCAAUCAUUGUCACCGGACAGCUCUAAUUUUUCAAAGAAAAGAUAAGCUUUUUGUGAUUGAUUGGCCUGUGAGUUUAGUUCAAAAUAGUACACAUCAGAGGGCUAUGAAGUAUUAAUUAAAUAUAAGGAACUGUAAGAAUGUGAAAAGAUAUUUUUUAAAUUGGCUCGAUUUUUUUAACAGGGUAGAAAUAAGAAGAUAAGCGAUUAAACUAAAAGAUGGUUUUGGCAUAUUAGUCUCUGUUUAAUUUAUUUUAAUUCAAUUAUCAAAAUGAAAUCAGCUAUAAUAAUAAAUUCUCAAAAUUGGUCCCAUUUAAAAAGUUUUUAAUAAUAAGAAAUUUAUUUCUUCCCAAAAAAAUUUCAGUUCUAUGCUUAAGUUUUUUAAGCAAUGCUUGGUUAGUUUUUGUGUAAUAAAUAACUCUUUAUUGACUUGCAAAUUGAAGUCGAUUGAUUAUUUUUACUCUGCUCAUAUAUGCAAAAAUCAUCAAAUGGAUACGAGUAAUGCAAUUUUAAGUUGAAAUGUUUUCAGUGAAAACCACAUGCUAAAUUUGACACAAACAGACCAAAUUGACCAAAGUUACCUACUAAAUUUCUAGGAAACUUGAAACAAUACAAAAUUUUAUUUGUAUUGAAAUAUGAUUUACUUUCGAAGAGAGAAAAAUUUGAUGUUUGGAAACUUGCACACAUGAAUCUAAAUGUUUUAAUUGCAAUUCUAAAUUAAAGUUUUUAUUUUAGUUUCUCUCCACUUCAAAUUAAUUUUGAUUUGGCUUAUUUUUUAAACUGACGAGCUUGAUAGUAAAAACAAAAAAAUAAACCAAAUUAUAUGACUUACCAAGGAUAAAAAUAUUUCUUAUUUUAGAAAAUAUUAAGCGCCUGAAAUUUGCGUCUAUAAAAAACUUCUUGAAAUUUAAUAAUUUUAAUAUUUUUUUUCUUUGUGAUGCCUGGUGAUGGCAAGGCCGGCUGAAAAGCAAAUUAUUAUUAUUUAAAAGGUGCUUAAAACACUUGAAUUUUUUUUUAAAUUGAAGUAAUUGAAAAUUAAUAGGCCGUAGUGAUUUAAUGACAAAUUGAAUUUAAAUUUAAGAGACGUGCGUCUUUAAACAAAGUUUUAUUCUUCCUUUAAAACCAACAAUCAAUUUAACUUUGAAGCAAAAGUGGAGCAAAAUGACUCAUCAGAUAAACAAAUGAGCUCUCUAAAAUAUUAUUUUUCUGUGAUGUAAAAUUAAUGCAGACAGUUUCAAGAAGUGUUGCUUCUAUUAUCUCUCUAUAACUAACUUUACAUGUAUGUAAACAACAUACGUAACUCUCGAGCUGUGGGAACAAAAUGUUGCAUAACUUUUCCGCUUGCUCAUCCCUUUCUCCUCUUUGCAUGAAUCAUGUAAAUGUUACACGCUAAACAACUCCAUCUCUCCUUGCUGAAUUUGAAUGUGAUGUAAAGUCGGGCAUAACUGUGUCCAAAAAGUCAAAAUCAUUUUGCUCAAAAUAGAUAAA
Molecule: messenger RNA, 3109 nt
Organism: Neocloeon triangulifer
Lineage: Eukaryota; Metazoa; Arthropoda; Insecta; Ephemeroptera; Baetidae
Product: cholecystokinin receptor type A-like
Exons: 6
Coding region: 155-1651 (498 amino acids)
Biological process (GO): neuropeptide signaling pathway; neurogenesis
Cellular component (GO): P-body; membrane; cytosol
Molecular function (GO): gastrin receptor activity; protein binding; neuropeptide receptor activity
Source: RefSeq, a predicted model, not a curated record